CGAAGCCUACCCAAUCAAUGGACCAAGAAAUGAUGCAGGGCCAUGGCUACCAAAAUACUUAAAGCUAAAACCUUUGUCGCAUAAUUUCCCAACUGAAACGAGCAAAUGUCAGCUGCUCUAUCCGCAAUGUCCUCACAAGUAGUAAGAGCUUCAUGGGACACCCAGCAAAGACUCUCAUACAAUCCCAACGCUCCUCGAAAACCCAAGAAAAACCCUAUUUCCCAACCCAACUCUUUACCUCCAACACCAUCACCAACGCCUUCACCAUCAAUUACUUUAACUCCUCAAGCAGUUUCAGAACUUCUCAAGCGCAACACUAUAGCUCAAGGGGUUGUAACGAAAUUUGGUGAUACUUAUUUGGGAUAUGAGAGAUGGAUGCCCAGUCCACCAAAAGUGGAGAAGCCUCGAUCAGUUUAUAAUGCAGCUACUUUAGCUUAUAUUGUUGAUAGCAUAUAUGAGCUAUACGCUCGAAGACACUUUUUGUUUCCUCCAUUAAGUAUUGACGAGUACAAUGAUCGUGUAACAGCAGUAGUACGCUGUGAAGCACAGGAUGCGUUGCUUCAGAAACUUCUUAGUGAUGAUUGCUUAUCAAAAGAAGAAAGGUACGAAAGGCUCAUAACAAUCUGAAGAAUCUGAACUUAAAAUGUUUGGUUGGUGGCUCAUAUUCAAAGGAGAACUUAGUUUUUCUUUUAGAGUGUGAUGAUGGCUUGUAAAAUGAAUAAAAGAUUGGACUUUUUGGUAUGCUUGUUGGAAUUGAGACGAUAUUUGAGGUACAGGUUUAUUAUCUGGUUUGUGAGGCAA
Jatropha curcas is the source of this 801-nucleotide messenger RNA. Lineage: Eukaryota; Viridiplantae; Streptophyta; Magnoliopsida; Malpighiales; Euphorbiaceae. The record is from RefSeq and is a predicted model, not a curated record.